GUCCGAUAACAAUUCCUCAAUGAUAAGAUAUGAAAAGUCCGUUCUAAGAAAAGAUACAAACAUUACACAAGCUCGUAAAUUGGUCAUUGGGAAUAUAAGCCAAGGCGUAAACAAUGAUCAUCGGACUAAGUUUAAUGUGCCUGAUUUUAAGUGGCAUUUCAAAAGUGUUCGCCGUUCAGUUGUGCUGCGCCGCGAAUUCGUUACUUUUCAAAUACCACAAUUCGGACAAUGCGGAAAUAUUCCAGUGCGCUUCCGCCGACAGCAACCUCAGUGAAUUUCCGAAUCUUAGCCAAGUGAUAGGCAAAUUGAUAGCCCCAAAGGGCCUUGGAUUAGAAAAAGCAACCAAUGACUCAGGCCACCAGUUCCCCUCGCUAUCAAGGUGCCAAAACUUCACCAGCCUGAGCAUAAGUGAUUUAGGUGAACGCCCGUUGAAUUUGCGAAAUAACUCGUGCAUUGGACUAUUAAACAGAAGUCUCAUCGUUUUAUCUUGUGAAUUUGAAAAGAAUGUGCCGUCUCAAAGUGUUGGAUUUGUAAACAAGUGCUGCCCACAGGGAUUUAUUUACGUUUCCGAAAAUAAUACAUGCAAACCGGGUGAAAGCGAUUUAUUUGUUUAUGCCUCCAUCAUCAGCAGUCCAAUUAUAUUUUUUGAUAACACCCUAAACUGUUCCGACAACAGAGCACUGGUGGAGUACACGGUGUCCUCCGGAACAGUGCACUUCCAUAAUAAUUCCCUCAUCUGGAGAGAUGGCUCCCAAAGUUUGCCGAGCUCCAAGUUUUGCAUCGAAGCUAUUUAUGACUUCGACGAUGCGGAUUUGGAUAGGAGAGCAGUUCCGGAACAGAAAUACCUGGUGCGUGCUUGUCAGGAAACCAAAAUUUGCCAAAAAAUACCCUGUAUUCGACGUUGUUGUGCCGAAGGUGAAAUGUAUGCCAAAGGAAAUUUCAGUACCUAUUGCAAAAACGAUGGCAACGUUUUGAAGUUCGAGGGUUUUCAGAACCUGAAUAUAAACGCAAACUUCUCAAAGCCCUCAGAUUUCGGAAUCGUUCACGGCUUACAGUGCCCAAAGUUUCGCUUGGAUCCUGAUAAUUUUCCUGAUGAUUCGCACACGAUUAAUCCGUCCAAUGGCUCACUUAUCAUUCAUAACACUUUCAAAACGUAUACUAAUACUCAAUACUGCUUGGAACGGGUUAGACCCAAUCAAAAGCUUUAUACAUUUCUGUGCUUUGAUAAUAAGGUGGUAACUGGGGAUAGGAUUCGCUUUAAGAUGUAUCCGAUUGGACUUCUCAUAUCCUGCUGCUUCUAUGCCCUCACUCUGAUUGUUUACAUCUCCAUUGCCAAAUUGCGAAACCUUCCCGGAAAAAUCCUAAUUUGCCUCGUUAGCAGCUUGUUUGCGGCAUAUCUUGGAAUCGCGCUGGGCCAAUUGAGACCCACUUCAAAUGACGACAUCUGUUUUCUUUCUGGAUUUUUCGUGUACUUCUGUUUAAUGGCUGCAUUUUCUUGGAUGAACAUCACUUCCUUUGACAUAUGGAAAACUUUCGGAUCAACGAAGAUUAAGAGCUGCGAAAAGAGCGACCUGAGAAGGCAGUUUAUUUGGUAUUCGUGUUAUGGCUGGGGGCUACCAACUUUGCUAACUGCAAUAACCAUAGCUUUUACGAAAUCUGACAUUUUACCGGAUGUGAUUCGGCCAAAUUUUGGACACGGUCGUUGCUGGUUUACAUAUGAUUCUUUUGGAUCAGCAAGCUUGUUGUUCUUUUCGGGACCUGUUGGCAUACUAUUUAUUAUAAACUUGGUUUUGUUCGUGCUCACGAUGAAGUAUUGCAACAAAGUAAAAAAUGAAAUAUACAAGAUGCAAAGCUUGAACAGCGAUAAGCCAGUGCUGAAAAGGCGAUUUUUUCAGGACAAAACCAGAUUUGUUAUGAACACGAAAUUGUGUUUUGUGAUGGGCAUCACCUGGCUGCUGGAAAUAGUGAGCAUUUUGUUUUACGAUCACAAGAAAACGUUCUUCUGGACUAUCAGCGAUUCGUUCAAUGUGCUACUUGGUAUUUUUGUCUUCAUCAUAUUUGUCUUUAAGCGCAGAAUUUAUAACGAAAUUAUGAUUAAGUUCGGUCUACAAGCAAGCCCGAGCACUGCAUCCACUAGAACCCGCGCUGGCUUGACCAAGUCAUAUGCUCCAACUAGCACAGCGAUGACCACGCUUCGAUCUUCUCCAGGCAGCUGUGAGCUUAAGCGCCAAACGUCGACGAAACCAGAAAACGAAGUAAUGCUUUAGAUGGUUAAAUAACUUAUGAUUAACUAAUUAUAAUUUGUAGAGCCUUAUGACACUAGUCCCUCAGAUUAAUCAUUAAUACUAUGUGUAUAAUUUAGCUGUGUAUUGGAAUAUUUAUUUAAUAGGUAAUUUGACUUCUUUUUAUACUCGUGCG
This is a messenger RNA of Drosophila teissieri, 2418 nucleotides long. It is a transcript of the gene mthl15, whose product is annotated as probable G-protein coupled receptor Mth-like 3. Gene Ontology annotation, cellular component: membrane. Gene Ontology annotation, molecular function: G protein-coupled receptor activity. The transcript has 7 exons. The record is from RefSeq and is a predicted model, not a curated record. Gene Ontology annotation, biological process: cell surface receptor signaling pathway; G protein-coupled receptor signaling pathway. The coding region runs from base 114 to 2267 and encodes 717 amino acids. Lineage: Eukaryota; Metazoa; Arthropoda; Insecta; Diptera; Drosophilidae.